Meira miltonrushii is the source of this 632-nucleotide messenger RNA. RefSeq lists its product as uncharacterized. Bases 199 to 540 code for a protein of 113 amino acids. The record is from RefSeq and is a predicted model, not a curated record. NCBI's taxonomy places the organism in Eukaryota, Fungi, Basidiomycota, Exobasidiomycetes, Exobasidiales, Brachybasidiaceae. The transcript has a single exon.
AAGAUCAUUGUACACUUGUAUUUUGGAGACAAAUGAAAUCAGGAGACAACGAAGCUGUGUAAGUGCGAACAAGCCAAUCCUACUUCUCUGUCCCGAAAUUCCAUAACACUUUGCCCAAAGCUUGCAACACGGGCCUGAAAAAGAAGCUAGCCAAAGUUAAUAACCAAAUGGUUUCAGGUCAAUAAGGAGAUCAAAUCUAUGCUUUCAUUGUUACUUCUCGCAAUUCCCAAAGCAUUAAAUCAGAUCGUGGGUAAUAGGUCUAUCGUCAUUGUCAAAUAUCGAGGCCUCAAAGGUGAAAGUGAUCCAAUUUCAGCCAGUAGUCUCGAGAGCAUUUUCAUCUUUGAUUGUUCGGGAGAAUUGACUCUUUCAAUCUUAUCCUUGCAUGAUUUUUGGCUUAUCAGAAGUAUAUUUGUGGGACUCUUGCAGCUUUUUAGCUUGUCUGUGUGUGUGUAUGUUUUGCUUUCAAGCCUGGGGUGCAUGGAAUACGCGGCGCCAAGGAAUAAUCAAAGAUCUAGGCAAGAUUGUGUUUCAAACAAUUAAUCUGUGCUUGGCCGCGUGUUGCUUACACACAACCUCGGCUUUUGUUCGGAAGCGGGCAAGAACAAUCAGAUGGACGUGUGUGUGUGUGUGUU